CGACCACCCCGAAAGCGACCACCACCAACCUCUCAAGUGCAAUCGCACAAAGCGUAACUGCCGAACCAAGCCGCAACGAGGGGUUUAGGACCGCACGACCGCUACAAUGUCCUCCCAGCCUCUUCUCCAGACCUCCCAGGGCAAGCGCAUUGCGCUCCCGACUCGCGUCGAGCCAAAGGUCUUCUUCGCCAACGAGCGAACUUUCCUGUCGUGGCUUAACUUCACUGUCGUUCUCGGCGCCCUCGCCAUCGGCAUGCUUAACUUUGGCGACCGCCCGGCCUUCAUCUCCGCAUUUCUCUUCACCGGCGUCGCCAUGUUGACCAUGAUAUAUGCGCUGGUCACCUACCACUGGCGAGCAAAGUCUAUAAGGAUGAGGGGCCAGGCGGGCUUCGACGACCGCUUCGGCCCAACGGUUCUGGCCAUCAUUUUACUGUUGGCCGUCGUUGUCAACUUUGUGCUGAGGAUCAUCGACCGAUCCAAGAAGGAGAGCAACGGCGAGCUGUAAGUGUCUGGCCCACGGUCAUGUAGCGGACAGGCCGGCAAAGCUGCAAGGACGUUGGAUCAUCUAAAUUGUGUCCUAAUCUUGGAGGAUUAUUCUUGGUGACAAGGCUUGGUUUUCUCUGGCGUUUCCGAUGGUUGCAUUUGGGCAAGGUAGCGUCA
Emericellopsis atlantica is the source of this 660-nucleotide messenger RNA. Its product is annotated as vacuolar transporter chaperone 1. Gene Ontology annotation, cellular component: vacuolar transporter chaperone complex; fungal-type vacuole membrane. Lineage: Eukaryota; Fungi; Ascomycota; Sordariomycetes; Hypocreales; Bionectriaceae. The record is from RefSeq and is a predicted model, not a curated record. The transcript has 2 exons. Bases 107 to 505 code for a protein of 132 amino acids.